Vigna radiata var. radiata (mung bean) is the source of this 873-nucleotide messenger RNA. RefSeq names its product 14 kDa proline-rich protein DC2.15. The record is from RefSeq and is a predicted model, not a curated record. Lineage: Eukaryota; Viridiplantae; Streptophyta; Magnoliopsida; Fabales; Fabaceae. The transcript has a single exon. Bases 91 to 609 code for a protein of 172 amino acids.
CCAAUAACUCACAUCCCCACAAACACUCUUCUCUUUUGUAGCGAAGUAGUGUUUGCGAUUCAUCAAUAUCAGGAACUACUACAGUUUCAGAUGGCUUCCAAAACUACCUCUUCCCUUGCUCUUUUCUUCACAUUCAACAUCCUCUUCUUUGCCCUUGUCUCUGCUUGUGGGACUUGCCCUGGGCCAAAGCCCAGGCCAAAGCAUAAGCCUGUCAAACCAAGUCCUUCAGGUGGUUCAGGUGGCUCGGGAGGUUCCGGUGGCUCAGGUGGUUCGGGUGGUUCAGGUGGCUCCGGUGGUUCCGGUGGAUCUGGUGGUUCAGGUGGCUCUGGUGGUUCUGGAGGUUCUGGGACCACAUGCCCCCGUGAUGCACUUAAACUAGGAGUGUGUGCCAAUGUGCUAAACGGGUUGGUGAACGUCACCUUGGGUCAACCACCAGUUACCCCUUGCUGUAGCCUCCUCAAUGGUCUGGUUGAUCUUGAGGCUGCAGUAUGUCUCUGCACUGCCCUUCGAGCAAACAUUUUGGGUAUCAAUCUCAACCUUCCCAUCUCACUCUCCUUGCUUCUCAACGUUUGCUCUAUACAACCCCCACGUAAUUUCCAAUGUUCCUAAUCAUGCCCAAGUUGGUGCUACCUGUGCCUUUCUGUUGUCUUGUUUUCCAAAUUUCAUUGAUCGUGGGUGCGAUUCAAGUACGUGCAUGGAUGGUUAACUUCUCGUUAUUCUGUCGCUUUAAUUAGUGUUUGUUUAAUCAUGAAAAGUGUCGCAUUAAAUAAAUUCCCAACGCUUUCUUGUGUAAAGCGAAAGGAAUCAAACAUGAUAGUGUUAUUUAUUUGACUGAUCGAUAAAUGAUUAAUGUUACAAACAUCUCUUAUUUUA